UGGCCCACCGGCGACCAAUCCGCGAUGGCCAAAUGUCGGUCUCGUUAUCCACGCACGUUCUAUCUCGCCCGUUGGCACGCCCAAGCACGACUGCGCCGCGACUGGGCAGUCGUCGUGGGGGAAAAGAGAGCGAGAUGUGUGAUUGGGGUGCGCACGGAAGGGUGUCGAAGGCCAAGGACGAGCGGAGAACGGGUGGCGGCGCGGACCAGCGAGCGCCCAAAGCGGAAGGAACGCACAGGCGCUGGGCGGGUAGCGUCCGAUCCAUCUCAGAUAAGAAUCGCCCCUGCGCUAUAUAACGCUCUCUUUGCGCCCCGACUGGACCCCAUCCUCUCAUCCCAUCCACCACAUCCACAUGUCGCAACAAGUUAACGUCGGAAUCAACGGUUUAGGUCGUAUCGGCCGUAUCGUCCUCCGUAAUGCCCUCCAGCACGGCAAGAUCAAUGUCGUCGCUGUGAACGACCCCUUCAUCGACCUCGAGUACAUGGUCUACAUGUUCAAGUACGACUCCGUCCACGGCCGCUUCAAGGGCCACGUCGAGGUCAAGGACGGCAAGCUCUGGGUCGAGGGCAAGCCCAUCACCGUCUUCCAGGAGAAGGACGCCGCCAACAUCCCCUGGGGCUCCGCUGGUGCCGACUACAUCGUCGAGUCCACCGGUGUCUUCACCACCACCGAAAAGGCCUCUGCCCACUUGAAGGGCGGUGCCAAGAAGGUCAUCAUCUCCGCCCCCUCCGCCGACGCGCCCAUGUUCGUCUGCGGUGUUAACCUGGACUCGUACGACCCCAAGUACACUGUCAUCUCGAACGCGUCGUGCACGACCAACUGCCUGGCGCCGCUCGCCAAGGUCAUCAACGACAAGUUCGGCAUCGUCGAGGGCCUCAUGACGACCGUGCACGCGACGACCGCGACGCAGCGCACCGUCGACGGGCCCUCGCACAAGGACUGGCGCGGCGGCCGUGCCGUCGGCAACAACAUCAUCCCGUCCUCCACUGGGGCCGCGAAGGCGGUCGGGAAGGUCAUCCCCGCGCUGAACGGGAAGCUCACUGGGCUCGCGUUCCGCGUGCCGACGAUCGACGUGUCGGUGGUCGACCUCGUGGUGCGCCUGGAGAAGUCCGCGUCGUACGAGGAGAUCAAGGCGGCGGUGAAGGAGGCGGCGGCGGGCCCGCUGAAGGGCAUCCUCGAGUACACGGACGAGAAGGUGGUGUCGACGGACUUCACGGGGAGCACGUCGAGCUCGAUCUUCGACGCGGAGGCGGGCAUCGCGCUCAACCAGAACUUCGUCAAGCUCAUCUCGUGGUACGACAACGAGUGGGGCUACUCGCGCCGCGUGUGCGACCUGCUCGCGUACGCCGCCGAGAAGGACGGCGUGCUCAAGGCUUGAGUUAGCGCGAGGUAAUGGAACGAAGAAGUAGCUCGAGUUUGUAGUAUGACGCUGUGGAACGUGUACGUGUACCAGUACCUGUCCUCCGCUGCGUGCGAUAUGUGUAUUCCUACAACGCAAUCAUUAGACGUCUCGGAUUGU
Molecule: messenger RNA, 1519 nt
Organism: Trametes versicolor FP-101664 SS1
Lineage: Eukaryota; Fungi; Basidiomycota; Agaricomycetes; Polyporales; Polyporaceae
Product: glyceraldehyde-3-phosphate dehydrogenase
Exons: 7
Coding region: 353-1378 (341 amino acids)
Biological process (GO): glucose metabolic process
Molecular function (GO): NADP binding; NAD binding; oxidoreductase activity, acting on the aldehyde or oxo group of donors, NAD or NADP as acceptor
Source: RefSeq, a predicted model, not a curated record